Saccostrea cuccullata (small rock oyster) is the source of this 4356-nucleotide messenger RNA. RefSeq lists its product as uncharacterized. The record is from RefSeq and is a predicted model, not a curated record. The transcript has 11 exons. Lineage: Eukaryota; Metazoa; Mollusca; Bivalvia; Ostreida; Ostreidae. The coding region runs from base 27 to 3593 and encodes 1188 amino acids.
UAUUAGUGAGGGUUGUGUGGAAAAGAAUGCAAACACAGAGAAAACAAGAAAACGAUGAAUCUUCAAUUGAAAGAAAAACAUUAUUGAAAGAAGCAGGAGAAGUCCAAGGGACAAUAAAAAAAGAAGAAACGGACGUCAAAAAUGAACAAAAGAACAGGGAUUAUGAUGCCCAUAUAGUUGGUGUCAAAAGUAAACCAAAAGAAAGAAAACAUUUUAUCAAGGAGGUUAGCUUUAGUAGUGAAUCAAAGGUGACAGAUACUGGUGUCAAAGAGGCCGGUCUUCAAAAUGAACCAGAGGAGAAUGAGCUUGUUUUCACAGAAACUGAUGCCAAUAGUGAACUAGAGGGAAGAGAGUAUAGUGUCAUAGAAACUAAUGUCAAAAGUGAACCAGAGGAGAGCGAGCAUGAUGUACAGGAUGAUUCCACAAUGGAAAACUUGGGUGAUUAUGAUCUGUGGAGGACAAAUAUAUCAGAUCAUUUUUCCAAACUGACUGAAGACGAGGUGUUUGUGUUAUUCUGUUUUCUGUGUUCUGACUCCGGUCCUCCUGACUUCACGGACACAGAAUGGCUGGACAUGCUUAAUGAGAUACGAAAGGACAUGUACGAUAAUGAGAAUCCUGUAACACGUGAUAAAGCACAGCAGACUCUGGACAGACUGAAGUCACGUGAUUACCUCUGGGUAAAUCAGGACAAGAUAACGAAGGACACAGAGGUUGAGACAAUGUAUAAGAUAGCAUCAUUAAACAGCCAUAUACCAUUCCUUUACUGUAGUUAUAACACAGUCAGUGUUUACCUGAGAUCACGCGGAUACAACAGAAAACCUGGAGAGAAGUGUAUCAUUAGUGAUGACAGUGUCCUUGAUGCCUUUCUGGUACGCCGUCUACAGAUGAACUUACUGACUCAUGUCAUCAUGGAGGACAUAGAUAUAUAUCAUUGGAUAUACCUCAUAUUGGCUGUUCCAGAAAAUAUAGUAAAGGAUAGUAAAGAUAAAAGAGAAAAAUAUUUAAUUGAUCUAAGAACAGAAGGAGAGCCUCUACAUGUUAGUGGAAGAUCGCAGAACAGUGCAGAUCACGUGACGUGGCUCUGGAGAUACAAGUAUGACGCGGGACCAGCAAUCGUGAGAUCCUGUAUAGGCCUCCAUCCACACUGGGACAUUUAUAUCAUUGACAACAAAGCUUACAGAAAACCAAGUAAAUACCAUAACUAUAUGCCAGAAGUCAGGAGUUCAUUGUAUAGUUUACUUAUGUUUGAGAAAUAUCAGAAUCUCAAUGAACAAUCCCACAAAAACAAAAGGGAUGAAAUCAGACUGAGAUAUUUCCGUGACAUUACUGAUGACGACGUGGUAAAUCUUCCUUACGGAAUCACAGAAACACGUGACGGUGUGAUAACAUUUGUAUCAGACGACAUCCGACAUGACGUAAUGUACGCCUUUGUUACGGAGUGUCUGGUGGAGGAUAGUGAUCUGGAGUUUUUCCUGACCACGGCGUCACGUGACGUGAUAUCAGAAUACUGCCGUUCGUGGCAUUAUGAAAGGCGUGAGGGAGAGAGAUGUCUGUAUGUACCGGACAGUCCUGAGAAGAUGUACGACCUCUUCAUAGACAAACUACAGCUGGACAUUAUCACACACCGUACGUUGUCUGAUAUGACGUUUCAUAACAGGAUCAGUGAACGUUUGGGAGUCCCUAGAGAAGUACUAGAUUGGGACCAGGAGGCCAGAGAGCGGUAUGUUGAGUAUGCUAAGAAAGGAACACAAACAGUCCACCACGCCCGGGGGAUGAUUGUGGGAUGUGCUGGGGCGGGCAAAACCACACUACUUAAACGUCUACUUGGUUGUAGUGAAGAAGAGAUUAAUGAAGUAAAAUCUACUGAGGGAUUGGAGGUGCACGAAGAAAUAUUUGAAGUUUGUGAUGAAAAAAAUUCUUUGAAAUCCAGGAAAAAAUGCAAAGACGACAAAAAUGCAGAAAAUUAUAUAAAAAAUGAUAAUGAAAAGACUCUGACUUUCUUUGACUUCGGCGGACAGUGUGCGUACUACGCCUGUCACCAGAUUUACCUGACCAGGAGAGCUUUCUAUGUUGUGGUGGUGGACGCUUCUAAACUUCUUGACCAGAAAGUGGAAAAGGCAGUAUGUGAUCAAGAUGGAAGCGUUUUCUCUGGAUGGACGUAUGGAGACUACUUUGCAUUCUGGAUUAAGUCCAUCCACACUUACUGUGGUUCAGACAAUGGAAGUGACCCAAAACCAAUUGUUCACAUUGUAGCGACACAUUGGGAAGAUGAAAACAGAAAGUUUGAGACUAAAAAUAACUUCAUGGAGAGUCUUCGAUGCCAGUUUAAUAAAUUUUCUAAAUUAUCACAGUACAUCAGUAAAGAUAAUUGUCACUGCGUACAAUUUGGUUCUCCGCUUUAUGAUUUAGAAAGAUGUUUCUUCAACAUAGCUUCCAAUCAACGAUGGAAAGAAAACAUUCCAACGGAAUGGUCUUUAUUUGGAAUAGAAUGUAAUCUGAAAAAAAUCCCCAAAAGAAUAAUUAAGAUUUCAGAAAUAACAACGACAUUCCCAGAGAUUGCAGCCAAAGGACAGAAGAGUUCUGAUGAAGGAGCGAAGGGGAGAGAGGAUAUGUUACGAUAUCAUCACGAUGCCGGAAAAGUUCUACAUUUUCAUGAAAAUGGUUUGGACCAAGAUGUAAUUAUUGAUGUGCAAUGGUUUAUUGAUGCCUUCAAACAUAUCAUCACAGAUGAGCUUCAUUUCAAAGGUAUUCCUGGGACUCGGGGGGACUGGGAUGAAUAUUACAAAACUGGGCAUUUGCGAGACCGACUUCUUAUAGAGAUCUGGAAGCAUGAAGAUAAAGAAUUAUAUGAAAAGCUUCAGAAAGAGAAGGGAAUUUACUCUUUUAGUGACAUUAAUUAUGAGGAAGAUGAACGAUUUCUACAAUACCAUAAAACAGCACUUCUCACUUUCAUGCAAAGACUUGGUUUGCUGGUUAUAGGUAAAGAAUCCUACUAUGUUCCUUGCAUGAAUCGAAAAGAAGUGGAAGAAGAACUUUCAAAUCUCAUUAACGAAUCGGAGAGUAAAUCAUCUGUUCUUAUUUAUCAAUUUGAUUUUCUGCCAUUUUUCUUGUAUUUUCGUCUUGUUGUUGCUUGUAUGCAAGAAAAGGAUUGGAAAGUACGAGAAAGUAAGGGUACAUCUUGUCUCUUCAGAGACGCAGCUUUGUUUUCUUAUAUGGGGUACUACAUUGUUUUAUCUGUCACAGAAGAUUCCAUACAACUUCAAGUAAUUCAUCCUAUACCGGGAUGUACUUUGGAAAGGGAAAACACAAGACAUAUUCAAGAAAGAGUAGAAGAAAUUUUAGAUAACUUGGUGGGAACCUUCCACAGAAAAUUAAAGUAUUUAAGAGGCUUUAGAUGUCGAAUAAAUACAAAUAAAGUAAUUGCCAUGGAUAUCAAGGGGCAUUUCAUACCUGAAAAAGACCUUCCAAGUGUAGACCAACCAAUUAUGUGUCCUUUGCAUUCGAUUUCUGAUAGGCAUAUCAUCAAUCCCACUGAAUUAACUGAAUACUGGAACGUGUGGAGAACAUUAACACAUCAAACAGAUUGGAAAUAAAAUAAUUUUCACUUAUUGUUUCCAAAGCUAAUCAUUACUGUAAAAAAAUUCUAAAGUUCACGGACAGUUUUUUUUAAUAUACAUGUAAUAUAUAUAAUAGCCAUUAUAUACAUGUAAUAUAUGUAUUUAUAGGCUCAAAUCCACAUGUUGAAAGAAUAGGAGAUUAAAACCCUGUAUUCUAAAGAUCCACUAUAGAAUUAAUUUAUAAAUGACUUUAAUUCUUGGCCAAAUUGUUCGAUUUAUCAUAAUCUGGUUUCGGACAGAACGUGUGGAGAACAUUAACACAUCAAACAGAUUGGAAAUAAAAUAAUUUUCACUUAUUGUUUCCAAAGCUAAUCAUUACUGUAAAAAAAUUCUAAAGUUCACGGACAGUUUUUUUAAUAUACAUGUAAUAUAUAUAAUAGCCAUUAUAUACAUGUAAUAUAUGUAUUUAUAGGCUCAAAUCCACAUGUUGAAAGAAUAGGAGAUUAAAACCCUGUAUUCUAAAGAUCCACUAUAGAAUUAAUUUAGAAAUGACUUUAAUUCUUGGCCAAAUUGUUCGAUUUAUCAUAAUCUGGUUUCGGACAGUUAACACUGUUUUAUAAUCCACUAUUAGGUGAUACUCGAAUUUGGCAAAGAAUUACAUUCAUUUGAUUAACUUUAUUUUAUCAUCAUUAAACAGCUUUAUGUGUAAAAUGUCUUUGCUUUUUGUGUUCAAAUUUGCUUCUUAAGGACGUUCGACCCUGGGAUUUUGAGCGUAUUUUGGUCAGGUCCUUUAUCUAUA